UCUGAGGAGGUAUUUGCGCAAAAUUUGGGUUCUCCUGCAUCUGACAGCGUGCGUGGCAGGUAUGACAGGGAGAUGCAGUCUGUUCGGACGACACUAUAUCCACACCUUUGACGGGGUUUUAUAUGAGUUUCCUGGAGACUGCAGCUACCUACUGGCUGGAGACUGCAACCAUCGCUCCUUCACACUGCUGGGUGAUUUUGUCAAUGGCAAAAGAACUGGAGUCACUCUGUUUCUGGGGGACGCCUUUGAGCUGCACCUGUCUGUAGACGGACGACUCUCACAAGGAGAAAAAAGAUUAUCUCUGCCCUAUGCAUCUCACGCUGUUUUUGUGGGCUCAGACCUCGGCUUUUAUAAACUCACGAGUGAAGAAUUUGGUUUCACUGUUACUAUUGAUAAUGCAGCCAACGUCGCCCUGACACUAACCAAACACCGCACCAACCACACAUGUGGCCUCUGUGGCAACUUCAACUCUGUAUCAGCUGAUGAAUAUACAGCUCAAGAAGGAUUUCUAACAGAGGACAGUUAUGACUUUGCAAAUUCAUGGGCAGUGAAGGGGGCAGAUCAGUCAUGUCGACGUGUCUCAAAUCCCAACCUGUCUUGCAACGGCACAAAAGAGACUUCAGCU
Messenger RNA from Micropterus dolomieu (smallmouth bass), 625 nucleotides. Its product is annotated as von Willebrand factor-like. NCBI's taxonomy places the organism in Eukaryota, Metazoa, Chordata, Actinopteri, Centrarchiformes, Centrarchidae. Gene Ontology annotation, cellular component: extracellular matrix. The annotation marks the transcript as partial. The record is from RefSeq and is a predicted model, not a curated record. The transcript has 5 exons.